Molecule: messenger RNA, 2003 nt
Organism: Zerene cesonia (dogface butterfly)
Lineage: Eukaryota; Metazoa; Arthropoda; Insecta; Lepidoptera; Pieridae
Product: zinc finger protein 572-like
Exons: 6
Coding region: 151-1404 (417 amino acids)
Biological process (GO): regulation of DNA-templated transcription
Molecular function (GO): RNA polymerase II cis-regulatory region sequence-specific DNA binding; DNA-binding transcription factor activity, RNA polymerase II-specific
Source: RefSeq, a predicted model, not a curated record
UCAGUGUCAACUGACAUUAUGCCUGCUGUCAAGUGUGUGAUACGCGAUAAACUGGAACUUAUCAAUUAUCAAAAUUCAUAAACCCAUAUGAUAAGGAUUUAGUUUUCAGAAUAAAUAAUGUUUUUGGUGGGAUAAAGUGUACAGAAAUAAAUGUUUACGUGUUCAUUCUGUGAUAAAACUUUUAAAUAUGGGAGUGAAAAGAAAAGACAUGAAAAAAGUCAUAUACCAGAGUUUGAAUGUCCAGAAUGUUUAAAAAAAUUUAGUUUUGUUUCAGCAUUAAGGCGACAUCAGAAACAACAUGAAAGAAAAGAGCGUGUGAAUUGCCCGGAAUGUGGUAGAAGUUUCCGAGAUGAUACUUUACUCAAACGCCAUAUCAAAUACGCCCACAAAGAAGUGCAUAUAUGCACAAAGUGUCAAACAAAGUUUAACAGCCUCCAAGCAUUACAGUCACAUGAGAAAACACACAGACCUAAGUCAGAAAGGAGAUAUAAGUGUAGUUACAAUGGUUGUAUGAAAACAUUUAACUUUGCACAUCAUUUGAGAAAUCAUGAACUAACACAUUCUGGAGAGAAACAACACCACUGUAAUUUAUGUGGAAAGGGAUUUAUCCAACUUCAUCAUUUGAAAACUCACUUAAGGAGUCAUCAGCCUAAUUCUUGGUUGAAAUGCAUCCCAGACUGCGGCAAAGUAUUUACAAAUGAAUAUGCUUUAAAAAGGCAUAUUGCUACACACAAACACAAAGAAAUAGACACUCAAUGUAAUACAAUAACUACAAAUGCUUGCUUAGAUUUAAAGCAGGAGAUAAUUGAAGCUGAACGAAUUCAAAAAUCAGAUAUAAAUAAAGUGUUUACAAAAGAGGUAGAAGACUGGUUUGAUAAGUAUCAAUUUAGUGAAGAGUUAAAUGGAAAGGAAAAUAAUGUAAUAGAACAAAACAAUGAUGUACAACAUAUACUUCUUCCUAGUAAUAAUAUAGAUAAUGAUAAAAUUAUAUUUAAUGUAGAUAAAAGAACUACAAAGUUAUUUGAAAAGAAAAAUUAUGAGAGUAAUUGUAGUAGUUGUGCCUGUGAUAAAUUAAUUAAGAGUAAUCAAAAAAAUAACAUGCCAGCACUAAAAUACAAUAGUGAUGGAACAAUAAAAAUAAAAGAAUUUAUAGAUGAAGACAUUUUAAUAGAAAACAAAAGAAAUGAUAUAGUAGAAGAAAAAGAAGAGCAUAAAAGUGAAUCUAGUAAUCAUUUAAUUCCAUACAAUAGUUGCAAAGCUAUUCUUGGUAAAUGUAUUGUUUCUGGUAGUGGAACUAUCAGCGAGGAAUGCCUAUGUGCGAAAAUGGCCAUUGAUGAUCAUAACCCAAUGAUUUCUCAAGAGAUUGAUGAAUUAACCCCACAUCCAGCUAAAUCUAUGGCAUAAAGUGGGUAAAAAACCUACAAUGAUGAAAAAAGACAUAAAUUUGCAUUCUGCUUUCCUUUAUAUAUUUUUACGAAGGAAUAGUGAAGAAAAUAAUAGAUGAAGAUUAAAAUAAGUUUACAAGAUAAGGAAGGUUGGGGUGUACAACUAUAAAUGAAAUAAAUUUCCAUAUUAUUAACUUUAUAUUUAUUUACAACAUAUUUCUUUACAGUUUCAACCAUAUUAUACAAAAUAUAUCUCAGUUAACAAGAACUACUAUAAUUAUUAUUAUUUUACAAUCAGACCUCACUUCCAUAAUAAAUCACUAUGUUAAAUUAAAAUAUACUUUAUGUACGAAUGGAAUGUAGCUACAGGUAUGCGGAAGUUAUCACAUCACAAUAUUCCAUGGCAAAGGAGCUUUUAACACAAUAGUGUAUGUUUUUGAUGCCACAGUAAAACUUAAAUAUAAGUAGUGCCCAUAGAAGGAAUAUGAUAUAUCAAUACAAUAUAAUUAUCUAUGGUAACAAAUCAAACAAUUUCAGGUAUUUACGUCAUUGUAUAUGUUUUAAUCAAUAUCGGUAAAUAUAUAAUCAUGAUUGAUGUAUUUUAGUCAAAGGUGCAUC